AUGAGCGUCUUUUACAAAUUUAAGUCCGCCAAAGACUAUGACACCAUCCCUUGCGAAGGAACAGGUGUGAGUCUUGGCAAACUCAAACAAGCCAUCAUCACACAAAGCAAACUUUCUAAAACCAUGGAUUAUGAUCUUGUUGUUCAGAAUGCCCAAUCGGGUGAGGUUUACAAGUAUGACCAAGAUAUUGUACCAAAGAAUACAUCCGUAUUGGUGAAGAGAGUGCCUCUGAAUAAAGGUGGUCUCGGAUCGGCUAAUAAUAACCCCAGUGCGAAUGCCCAGCCUGCUGUUGUUCCUCCAAAUUUAUCAUCAAUUAAUACACCAACAUCAUCAUCAGGAAGUACUAAAAGCCUCACGGGAUCUUUGUUAUCGAGAAGUACAACAACGUCAUCAUCAUCAACAAGCGGAAAUACCGCAAGUACUGGUCAACCUUCGUUUUCAUCCCUUUUCCCAUCACUUGGAGGAAAUACGAGCGGUGAACAACCCAAAGAAUUCAAUGAGGAAGAAAAAUUGAAAGCUGUUUUGACUGGUAUGACGGAAAAGUGGAUUCCUGAGACAUCUACUCAACAUCAUCAUUCUCAUUCAAAAACUCGUGGUGGCGUUCCUCCACCUAAUUAUAUUUGCCAUCGUUGUAAAAAACCUGGCCAUUACAUCCAAAAUUGUCCAACCAAUGGAGACCCCAGAUACGAUAUUAAAACAAUUCGUAGAGCAACUGGUAUUCCAAAGAGCUUCUUGACUCCUGUUGAGACUCCACAAGUUGACCUUUUAAGCGGAUCAGUUGUCACACUUGGAGGAAAUUUGGCUGUUGUAUCUUCGAAUGAUCAAAUGUUUGCUAAAGCUAUUGGAAAAAGAUCUAAUAUAUCAGAAUUGAAAGAUAUUCCAAAAGAAUUUCAAUGUCCUUUAUGUUCCAAACUAUUCAACGAUGCUGUUACCAUUCCGUGCUGUAAAACCAAUUACUGCAAUAAUUGCAUAACUCAUGCUUUAAUACAUAAUAAUUUAACAUGUCCAAAUUGUCAAUCUCCUGAACAGUCUAUUGAUAGCUUGACUCCAAAUUAUGAAUUGAGAAACAAAGUGGAAAAAUUUAAAUUAACAUUAGAUCCAGAUCUUGCAAAAGCAACUGAUACUAAGGAUACAUCAAGUACACCUCCACCAACCACCUACAAUUCUAGAAGCAAUGUUUCUGAUCACAAGAAACAUCUAUCUCAACACCAGCAACAACAACACGCACCUAGGAAUAAUUAUCCACCAUCUAGUUCAUUACAUCAACCUCCUCAACAACAACAAUAUUAUUCUGGUGGAGACAAUAAACAAAAUCUCCCCUCACAACAGAGUAACAUCAGCCGUGGACAUCCUUCAGAUCAUAAACAUGGUAAAUCUUCACCUCAGCGAGACAAUUACGACAGAAGAGGAACUACCUCGGCUCCUUAUUCUUCUUACAACAGAAGCACUUCACAUGAUUCAUACGACCAUAGAAGAGAUGGUAGACGAGACGAUAGAAGAGACGAUAGAAGGGAUGAUCGGAGAGAUGACAGAGAUUACAGAAGAGGAGGCGAUUAUCAUAAGAGAGAUCGAUAUGAAGGUCGUAAAGAUUAUGGCGAUUAUCACGAUUACGACAGAAAGAAGAGAAAGGAUUAA
Molecule: messenger RNA, 1635 nt
Organism: Naegleria fowleri
Lineage: Eukaryota; Heterolobosea; Eutetramitea; Acrasida; Naegleriidae
Exons: 1
Coding region: 1-1635 (544 amino acids)
Biological process (GO): ubiquitin-dependent protein catabolic process; protein ubiquitination; mRNA processing
Cellular component (GO): nucleus
Molecular function (GO): nucleic acid binding; zinc ion binding; ubiquitin protein ligase activity
Source: RefSeq, a predicted model, not a curated record